This is a messenger RNA of Phytophthora sojae, 4914 nucleotides long. RefSeq lists its product as hypothetical. The record is from RefSeq and is a predicted model, not a curated record. Gene Ontology annotation, molecular function: GTPase activity; GTP binding; translation elongation factor activity. NCBI's taxonomy places the organism in Eukaryota, Oomycota, Peronosporomycetes, Peronosporales, Peronosporaceae. The transcript has a single exon. Bases 28 to 2319 code for a protein of 763 amino acids. Gene Ontology annotation, biological process: mitochondrial translational elongation. Gene Ontology annotation, cellular component: mitochondrion.
CCGCUCCUCCUCUCGCCUCGAUUGACCAUGCGCUGGCUGCAGCUGUCCCGCGCGGCCGCCGGCCUGCGCCGCAACGCCCCCGCCACGAUGCGUCUGCGCCCGACGUCGUCGCUGCUGUCGGCGCGCAGCUUCAGCGCCGCCGUGGCCGACGCGGACGUGCCGCCCUUCGCCGAGGGCUUCCCCGUGCCCGAGGGCUACAUGAACAACCUGCGCAACAUCGGUAUCUCGGCGCACAUCGACUCCGGCAAGACGACGCUGACGGAGCGCAUCCUGUUCUACACGGGCCGCAUCAACGCCAUCCACGACGUGCGCGGCAAGGACGGCGUCGGCGCCAAGAUGGACUCGAUGGAGCUCGAGCGCGAGAAGGGCAUCACCAUCCAGUCCGCCGCCACCUACUGCUCGUGGAAGGACUCGAACAUCAACAUCAUUGACACGCCCGGUCACGUCGACUUCACCAUUGAGGUGGAGCGCGCGCUGCGUGUGCUGGACGGCGGUGUGCUGGUACUCUGCGGCGUCUCCGGCGUGCAGAGUCAGUCGCUCACGGUGGACAAGCAGAUGAAGCGCUACGGUGUGCCGCGCAUCGCCUUCAUCAACAAGCUGGACCGCAUGGGUGCCAACCCUUGGAAGGUCAUUGGCGACCUGCGCACGCAGCUCAAGCUCAACGCCUGGGCGCUGCAGGUGCCCAUUGGCGCCGAGAACGACCUGGAGGGCGUCGUGGACCUUCUCACCAUGAAGGCUCUGCGCAACAAGGGCGAGAGCGGCGAGGUUAUCGAGGAGACCGACGACAUCCCCGCUGAGACGCGUGCUCUGGCUGAGGAGAAGCGCGUCGAGCUGAUUGAGGCUCUGGCUGAUGUCAACGACGAAAUUGCCGAGAUGUUCCUCAUGGAGGAGGAGCCGACUGUCGAGCAGCUCAAGGAGGCCAUCCGUCGUGCCACGAUCGCGCACAAGUUCGUGCCCGUCAUGAUGGGCUCGGCGUUCAAGAACCGCGGUGUGCAGCCCAUGCUGGACGGCGUCAUCUCGUACCUGCCCAGCCCGUCGGAGAUCAAGAACUAUGCUCUGGACCAGUCGAAGGGUGAGGCGCGUGUCGGUGUGCCCUGCUCACCCGAUGCCCCGCUGCUGGCCCUGGCCUUCAAGCUGGAGGAGGGCAAGUUCGGCCAGCUCACGUACAUGCGUGUGUACUCGGGCACGCUCAAGCGCGGUGGCUUCAUCUACAACAUGAGCGACAUGAAGCGCAUCAAGGUGCCGCGUCUGGUAAAGAUGCACUCGAACGAGAUGGAGGAGGUGGAGGAAGUUGGCGCUGGUGAGGUCGUGGCCAUGUUCGGCGUCGAGUGCGCCAGUAUGGACACGUUCAGCGACACCAACCAGGGCAAGUUCACGAUGACGAGUCUGCACGUGCCCGAGCCCGUGAUGUCGCUGGCCGUGACGCCCAAGAACAAACAGCAGAUUAGCAAUUUUUCCAAGGCGCUCAACCGUUUCCAGAAGGAGGACCCGACGUUCCGUGUGCGUGUGGACGACGACAGCAAGGAGACGAUCAUCAGCGGCAUGGGUGAGCUCCACCUGCAGAUCUACGUGGAGCGCAUGAAGCGCGAGUACAACGUGGACGUCGAGACCGGCGCGCCGCAGGUCAACUACCGUGAGACGAUCCGUCAGCGCAGCGAGUUCAACUACCUGCACAAGAAGCAGAGCGGUGGUUCGGGUCAGUACGCCCGUGUGGUGGGCUACAUCGAGCCGCUUACGGACGAGGAGGUGGAGGAGCUGGACAACGAGGGCAACUCGUCGGGCGUCGUCUUCGAGAACGCUAUCAUCGGUAACGCCAUCCCGCCUGAGUACAUCACGGCGUGUGAGAAGGGUGUGAACGAUGCUAUCCAGAAGGGCUGGCUCAUCGGCCACCCGGUGCAGCGCAUGCGCGUGGUGGUGAACGACGGUCAGUCGCACUCGGUGGAUUCCAGCGAGCUUGCUUUCCGCACGGCCAUGGUGCUGGCCAUCCGCCAGGCCUUCCUCAAGGCCGACCCGUGCAUCCUCGAGCCCGUCAUGGCUGUGGAGGUGGAGGUGCCCAACGAGUUCCAGGGCACGGCCAUUGCCGAGGUGAACCGCCGUCGCGGUCUCAUCAACAGCAGCGACGCCGACGACAUGCACACGGUGGUCAAGUGCGACGUGCCGCUGCAGAACAUGUUCGGAUUCUCCACGGACCUGCGCUCGUCCACGCAGGGCAAGGGCGAGUUCACGAUGGAGUACAAGACCCACGGCGUCGUCAUGCGCGACAUGCAGGAGAAGCUGGUGUCCGAGUACGAGAAGGUUCUGGCCGCCAAGAACAAGUAGACUUGAGACGAUUUUGUGCUUUCGGCGGCCGAUGGAUGAGGCAACGCUCUCGUCGACUGCUGAGGACGACACUACAUAGAUGUAGGGAAUAGACCAGAUAGACCGUCGGUCUACGACCACGACACAUAGCAACAAGCCCCAUACAUGUAUUACCCCUUCAUUUGGCCAUUCCGCGCGUGUAUUCCUGGCUUCUACUGGCAAAACUGGUAAAAUACACACCGAAACGUGGCAUUUCAGCCCCACAUUCCUCAACUGCCCAUGGCGGCGAUAGACUACUACCGCGUGCUCAACGUCGCCAGGUAGUGUGCCCCCUUGCGCCCUUCCCCGUAGCAGUCCAUAGCGCUGUCGCUCACUCUGUGCGUGUGCGUGGCUCAGAACUGCAUCGACCAAGGAGAUCAAGGCCGCCUACUUCCACCUCGGUGCGUGUGUCGACCACAGUCUCAGUCAGUUCACGCAUUAUUGCACGCCGCUAACAGGGAGUUUACAUGCGCAGCCAAGUCCCUGCACCCUGACGUGACCGGCAACGAUGAGACCAAGGCGGAGCGCUUCAAGCACGUGAGCGAGGCCCAUUCGGUGCUCUCGGACCCGCAGAGACGGCGCGAGUACGAUGCCUCCCGUCCAGUCGAGAGCUUCCGCUCGUACGACACGUCCGGGAUGACGCAGCACCCGUACGCAGCCACGGGGGGCGCGCCGGACCUCCGGGCGCGUCCUCUGUACGGCAUCAACGAAGAGAUCUGGCUCGCGCACCACUACGGCCCGGAAGCUGCGCGACGCAACGGCAUGCCGCCGCGGUAUUACGGCAUGAACGUGGUGGAGGAGAAGCUCGAGCAGCAGCGGGAGCGCAUCCGUCGUCGCCAGCGCCACUUCAAGUUGAACCGCACGUCUGGCUACUUCUUGCGGCGCGAAGCGAGGCUGAAGAAGCAUGAGGAGGAGCAGGCGGAGGCCCAAGAGAAGAGCGAGAAGGCCAAGGGCAGCGACGGCUGUGUCAUCAGUUGAGCGGCAACCACUAGAGUUGGUGAAUAUCUAUCUAUUGAAGCUAAUAAAGUCUACAAACCUCCAAGCCCAGGGGGCAGGGCGUGCAGACCGAGAGCGUACGAGUACAGUCUGGCGUCAAUUGCAUCCUUCUCGCGGAGUUUGCGAGCUUCCAGCCAGUGCACGAGCCCUUCCAGCGGUGCGUGCACGACCUGGAUGAUCUCGUCAGGCUCCAGUUGCUGCUGCAAUGGCGACUGCUGUUCUUCGUCCCGCACCUCCACCAGCAGAAGUCUGCACUUGCCGUUGGUGACGCCUUGGUCGUUGACCAUCGGCGGACCCAUGUGCAGCACGCGCGAGCCGACGUAGCCCGUCUCCUCCUUGAGCUCCCGCAUGGCAGCCACCUCCGGCGCCUCAUGUGAGUCGAUAAGCCCCGCAGGCAGCUCCAGCACCCACUGACCCACUGGCGGUCGGAACUGGCGGAUCAAGACGACGCGCGUAGGGGCUCCUUGCUUGGUCAGGAACGGGAACACCACCACCGCGUCACACACCUCCUGCUUGUCCUGCUUGUCGACUGACAAGGGCUCUGCAGAGCCGCCUGCAACAGCAUCGGGCGAAGUCUUCGGGUAGGUGGUCGUUCGCUCCAGUCCUGUCCAGUGGCGCUCGGAGCCCUUGGCGUCCAGGAACAAUAUGCGCUUCAAGCGGAUCCACGGGUUCUCGAACAGCGUCUGCUCCGAGACGACCCGCGGGAGCUGCCGACUGUCACGUCCGGAGGAGGAGAAGCAGGCCGCUAGAGCUGGAGCUGGACACCUCGAAGACCCUAUUGCAGCGUGGCAAGCGGCGGCGCUGCGGCGGACAGAGCGUCGACCAAGCAGCAGCAUCACCUUCAUGAGCUCACCCGCGUCAACUGCCGUUGUGGACCGCACACCAAACUUGACGAUUCGGAGACUAGGGUAAGACGCGAUAGUGAAAGUCAAAUCGUUGUUGAAGACGACAUGUCCUCCCUCCUUCCUACAUUGAUGCUGUGUUCUCUCUCUCUCUAAGCACGCCAAGUCUAAAGCGAAGAAAGAGCCUAGCGGUUUUCCACCACGACCGGCAGAACGGCCUUCGUGUGCACGUUCAGAUACGCCGGGCACACCACGCGCACCUCAAACUCGUACUUGCCUGCAAGAAGUCAAACCAAAAUGCAGUUAGAGCUAAGCACCAACACGACAAACACAUAGCUAUAAGCGCCAAAGAUAAAUACAUGCUGCCUCCGGUCCCAAGAAGCCUGCCUUCUGCGCCACUUGCUGCGAUAAGUCCAGGCACUGCAGCAACAAUAGGAGCACAAUCAGUAAAUGAGGAGAUAGCUUCAAGAGUGUUCAGGCAUGGUGACGCUUACCUUCCAAGCCGCAUACAGACGCCCAGUUCCCUUGUCCAUGACAAGGAACCACACGUGCUCUUUGCGGAACGGGCUCUUGGGGUCGACGUGGUCGUAGAAAGUAGCAGUCAGCGGUGCCGUUUCUCCAGCUUCCAGGUGCUGGCGUUGCAGGGUGGUCUGCAGAGUGAGCCAGUCUCCAGGCUGGAUGUUGGGCUCGUCCAGGACAGCGAGCGUCGUUCCGUCCAGGUGCAGCUUCGGGAGCACUC